AAUCAUAGAUAGCGAAUGGUCACCGAGUUUGAAUAUAGAGCAGGUACGAAUAUAUAAAGGGUGGUCGAGUGAUUAAAAUAACAAGAGUUAGUUCAGUAGCGAAGUUAACUGCUUCUGUUUGCAAAACUUUAACUUUAACUUGAACAUGUUCCGAAAGCUACUCCUAGCUGUUGCCAUCACAGCAGUGUGUGGGACUCCCUAUAUUUACAAACCAGCAAUUUAUAGCCGUCCAGCCUCAGUUUACGUGCAGCCAGCAGUUGUUCCUAUAUCAUAUUCAGCACCAGUCGUUGUUAAAGAAGCUCCAAAACCGUACAGUUUCGGCUAUGAAGCACCCGCCAUCGGAGGUAGCAGUUCAAGGCAAGAGUCUUCUGACGGCAACGGACGUGUGACCGGAUCUUAUACCGUGACCGAUGCCGACGGUCGCGUCCGUGUGGUGGACUACUAUGCCGAUGAAACCGGAUUCCAUGCAAACGUGAAAACGAAUGAACCGGGAACUGCCAACCAAGAUCCGGCUGAUGUAUCCGUUCAGUCCUACGCUGCACCGGAACCGAUACCGGUGGCAGUUGCACCCAAAGUCGUAGCUCCUGUAUAUUCGGUUCCAGUCGCAAGAAGAGUGGUUUCUCCAGCUUCCUUAACAUACAGUGCUGUUCCUACCUAUUACAGACCAAUCACUUAUUCUCAAGACUUGUACAGUGGAUACCACAGCCCAUAUUACACUUCCUAUCCAGUUAGAUAUUAUUAAAAUGGAAUCAGCAUUUCGACAUAUUUUUUGUUGUAACACCAUCAGGGAUGAUGAUUUAGAAAUUCACCUAUUAUAACUGUAUCGUAAUUAGAAUCAAUAAACGUUUA
This is a messenger RNA of Uloborus diversus, 849 nucleotides long. Its product is annotated as adult-specific rigid cuticular protein 15.7-like. Gene Ontology annotation, cellular component: chitin-based extracellular matrix. Lineage: Eukaryota; Metazoa; Arthropoda; Arachnida; Araneae; Uloboridae. The coding region runs from base 146 to 742 and encodes 198 amino acids. Gene Ontology annotation, molecular function: structural constituent of chitin-based larval cuticle. The transcript has 4 exons. The record is from RefSeq and is a predicted model, not a curated record.